ACCACAUGGACUCCAGUUCUCUGAAGGUUCCUGCCCUGGGAAGACCAUUUUCCUUAGGGAUGCUGUAUAAUGCUCACACAGAUGAGCUGAUAACAGGAAUUUCACUGUGGGAAGGGACCAUUCUGGAGAAUAAAACAAAGACAAAGAAUAACCACAACAGUUCUUUCCAAGUCUUAUCCUCUGAUUCUAUUCAAGAAAAGUCCUCUCUCUUGGAUCUUAAUGCUUCUUUUAAAGCAAGUUUCUUGAGUGGUCUGAUUGAAGUCGGUGGCUCUGCCAAGUAUCUGAACGACAAGAAGAAAUUCAAAAAUCAGAGCAGAGUGACCCUCCAAUACAAGGCCACUUCUUACUUCUCUCGUCUGUCCAUGACACAUAGUGAAGCGCAGAGUGCAGCUAGGCUCAGUGAUGAAGUGAAGAGCAUGGCAACACAUGUGGUGACAGGCAUUCAGCAUGGUGCAAAUGCUUUCUUUGUCUUUGACAGUGAGAAGUUAGAGUCCACUCAAGUUGAGGACUUCCAGGGAACCUUGGAGGGUGCAAUAAAUAAGAUCCCCAAAUUAAAUGCUGAAGCUAACAUCUCAAUGUCACUGAGUGACAAAGAAAACUCUGUCCUCAAGAGAAUCUCCUGCAAAUUCUAUGGGGACUUCCUCCUUGAAAGCAACCCUACACAUUUUGAAGAAGCACUGAAGACCUAUCAGAGUCUUUCAAAGAUGCUCAGAGAGAAUCCCCAGAAUUCUGUGCCAAUUCAAGCCUUUCUGACCCCACUGAAGUCCUACGACCCCACUGCUGCUGCAGUGACAGGGGAAAUCUGUGAGGGGCUAAUCACUAAAGCACAAGAUGUCUUUGAAGAUUUGAGCCAAUUUGAAAUGAGAUGCAACGAGCUUCUGGAAAUUAUGUUAUUGAAGAAAUUCCCCAGUUUUUACAAGAAUCUGCAGGAAUUUUCCGACCUUUGCAAGAAGUGUGAAAAAAUCCUCAGAGAUACUAUGAAGAAAAAGUUUCCUUUGAUCCGUGCAGGAAAAGAAGAUCAUAGCUCAGUUGAAAAACUGCUUGAUGACCUACGCAACACUCGAUUCAAUCAUAACAACUUAGACCGGUGGAUGUCUGACAAAGAAGCAGAAGUAACUGCCUUGAAUAUCUGCCUCAAAUCAAUGGAGGGCAUCAAAAUGGUUUCCAAUGAGUCCCAGCUGAAAAAAGAAAUAUUUGCUCAAGGUGUGGUUCAUGGUCUGUGCUUCACUUUCACCUCUCUGGAGGGUGAUGACCCAUACAUUGAUCAGAUGGAGAGUUGCCUUCACUCACAUGAUCUGAAAAGCCUUCAGAAUAUCUAUGAGCCUAAACACGACCAGUGGUACCAUUCAGAUGCAAAGAUACAAGAACUCCGUGGAAAAGCCCAAGAAUUCCAAAACAUGGCCAAAGGCCUGAAAGCCAACAGCAAAUUCAUUUUCCUAGUAGCUGCAGCAAACAAUCCCAAAUACCAAGGAGCAAGCAUCUACCAUUACAAGGAAGGGUGUCUGGUCUCAGAGGAUUUUUCAAAGCCAGGCGUCCCUCCAGUGGAGAAUAUAACAAGCAAAGAAGAUCUGAUUUGGUAUGCCUGUGAUCUGACGCUGAACCCAAAUACAGCAAAUAAUUAUCUCAUUCUUUCAGAUGAGAACAAAAAAGCAACAUGUACAUCAACAUGGCAGUACUAUGACAGUCACCCAGAGAGGUUUGAUAAGCUUCAGGUGCUGUGUAACGAAGGGUUGUGUGGGCGCUCUUAUUGGGAGGUGGAGUGGAGUGAACUUCCACAAGUUGGUAUAGGUGUUGCAUACAAAUCACUUGAAAGACAUACGAGCCUUGGGAGUUCUGACAAGUCUUGGUAUUUUGGCAGAGAGCUGUGCUUUGAUGCAUGGAACAAUGGCCAGGUAUGGUUCGGUAAACCUAUUCCUGUUGGAUGCAAUAAAAUUGGAGUGUACCUGGAUUUUCAAGAUGGGACUCUGUCUUUCUACAUGUUGUCAGGUCAAAACUUAGAACACCUCUACACCUUCAAAACUUCAUUCAAUGACCAUGUCUAUCCAGGUUUUUACAUUUAUCCAACCAGUGGGUACUGCAUGCUAACUCCUGUCCAGUAGUGCUGGACAGGAGUCCCAACUUAGCUCUGUGGCUUGUUCAAGGGUUUUUUCUGCUGUUGACUUAUAGUUAAGCCCAGAUUUAUGCGUAACACUGGUAGUUUAUGUUUUAAUAGCUUUUAAUUUAGUCAAGAACUGCAUGGUUGCAACACAUAAUUAUAUGUUUUAUGCGUUUUGAUUUUUGCUUACAGACUGCUUAGUCCAGGAGUAUAAAAAUAGAAAUUAGAAACCCCAAAAAACUGUGGCUUAUUUAAUGUUUUCGUUGUUUUUAUAGGCAAAAGUGAAGCUUGAUUUACAUUAAUCAAUGGUGACAGUGGCGGCUGUUGGAGUGUU
Molecule: messenger RNA, 2429 nt
Organism: Cyprinodon variegatus (sheepshead minnow)
Lineage: Eukaryota; Metazoa; Chordata; Actinopteri; Cyprinodontiformes; Cyprinodontidae
Product: neoverrucotoxin subunit alpha-like
Exons: 3
Coding region: 6-2099 (697 amino acids)
Molecular function (GO): protein binding
Source: RefSeq, a predicted model, not a curated record